ACUUGAGGUUGCCAUGGCAGGGCGUCGAUCGACAGUGGCAAAAGACUAGGCGUGGAUUGGGGGAAUAUGAACCGCUAAAUGUCCCCUUUUCACUUUGUAUUUUAGCCGUGGAGAGACUACUUUUGUUAACGUAAGAUAAACAGCUUGUUUGUUUCCACAUGAAGCCGAAGACCACCAACAGCAGGAAGAAACCAGGAUAAUCGCGAACCUUUCAGCGAACCUAACGUUAAUCCGUGGAGAGAAAAGUCAAGCUAGUUAGCUAACAUUAGCUGGGUUGUUGCAGAAGCCAUUUUCCCUACUUCAGAGCAUAUCGUGAAGUCGGAUACAUGGAAACGUCCAAGUAGCUUUAAAGACUUCCUCAUAAGGUCGUGUCUGCAGUGGUGCCAUGGAUUCCCCAAACACACCCCACUCCUAUGAGGAUAACAGAGAGACUGAAAAGAGCCAGCUGUCCCACAGAAGCAUCGGCAAGAACUCAGAUGCUUCCCUCAAAAGCCAGCCAGGCAAGAACAAGAACAAGAACAAGGACAGGAGUUACAAUGAGAGUGUCACCAGUGAGCGGGCUAGGACCAGAACACGGGACCCCGACCACGACCGCAUCUCGGACUAUGAGAAGAACAGUGACAACUACUACUCAGACGAGUAUGAGAACCUGUCACCAUCUGACCGCUCUCGCUCUCUAUCUCCCUGCUCGCGCUCCCCAUCGCCUAGCCCACGGAAAGUGGGCAGGGUCAACCAGAUCUCCAGCAGGCCGCUGCACAGAAAAGCCUUGCAGAGAGGGGGAUCCAAGCCACCGCGGGCGGGAGGACAGCAGCGGUGGGGCGUGCACUCCCAGAGCCUCAACAAAGACUCCUCCCCCAAGGACCUGGACCUGGUGACCAAGCGCGUGCUGUCGGCGCGGCUGCUGAAGAUCAACGAGCAGCGCAACGAGCUGACGGAGCUGCAGCUGCGCCUGGACCAGCUGCAGAAGGAGAACAAGGUGCUGCGGCAGCUCCAGCACCGCCAGGAGAGGGCGCUCAACAAGUUCGAGGACACGGAGAACGAGAUCGCCCAGCUCAUCUCCCGCCACAACAACGAGGUGCACGUGCUGCGGGAGCGGCUGCGGCGGGCCCAGGAGCGCGAGCGCGCCACCGACCGGCGGCUGAAGGACGCCGAGGAGGAGCUGCACCGCAGCAAGGCGGCGCUGCAGAAGCUGCGCAGGCUGGCCGAAGACCGGCAGCUGGGCGAGAGGGAGGAGCUGGCCCGCAAGGCGGCGCAGGCCCAGGGGCGCCUGCAGGACAGCGAGCGCAGGGUCAAGGACCUGGAGCGGAACAUGGAGCUGAGCAGCAGCAGCUUCCAAAGGCAGCUGGCCGCAGAGAGGAAGAAGACGCACGAGGUGCAGGAAGAAGUCAAAAACCUCAGAGAGGAGCUGGAGCGUGUGACCCAAAAACUCAAGGAAAAGGAGAGGGAACUUGACACAAAGAACAUCUAUGCUAACCGAAUGGGGAGAGCUCCACCUAAAAAAGAGACAGACAACAGCACGAAGAAAAAAGGACUGUCCUAUGAGAGUCCCUCCAGUACCUCUAGUAAAGGAGUGCAGACUGAGGACACUACGCCAUCUGUGGAAUUUCCAACACCCCCUCCAGCCGUAACUGAUGGGCCUGAGUACGCCAGAGAGGAUGACUAUCUUUCACUGAAGAUAUUUCAGGGUGGGAGGAGAAGCCCCUCUUCUUCAAUACCUGUCGGGACCCCACAGCACACGAGCACCAAGGAGCUGCAGGAGAGGGAGAGGACGCCGAAGGCUGCAGAGGACGAUUGGCACGAGGUGGAGAGGGAGAGGAGCGAAAGCGAGGAGAAGCGGCAGGAACCACGCACACGUGACAAGAAGGCCGCGAGACCGCAAGAUGGGAAGAGGGAGGAGGACAGGAAAGGGCAUGGUCGAACAGUGGUCCAGAAGGAGGAAGAAAACAGGAAGAGGCGGGGCCUGAGUCCAUUCCGGGUGCACCAGGAACCAGCGGAGGAGAAAAAGGAAGUCGAUGAAGAACUAAAUCUAGAGAAGAUGGAGGAGGAGAGGCAGAGGAAGGAGCAGCUUCUAGCCAAGAUGCGGGAGAUCGACCAGCAGGCCCAGAAUACAGAGCUCCUCUCAGAUAAUGUUGAGUCCAGAGCGGCCAAGUCUCCCCAAUGGCUCUCCGAGACAAAGAACCAGCACUCAUCCACCUUCGACUUCCCUGAGCCUGUGGAAAACCUCCAUAAAGGUCUGCCCUCACAGGGCAGUGGAGAUUCCCUGAAAAAGCUCGGUUCAGGAUGGAGAGGCCUCAAGCCACAGACCUCCAAUGAAGACCUCUCGUUUGGGAGCUAUGCACCCUCCUUCGGCAGGCCAUCAAGAAGGGGGGGGGCAGCAAACCAGAGGGUCGAUGGGGCUGAGGAGAAACGCAAGGACAACCUGGAUGUGGGUGUCAGAAAGGAGAAGAAGUCCAACCUGAUGCAGCAGCUCUUUGGAGCCAGCAUCAAAGCUGAUACCUCCAGCAAAAUGGAGGUCCUGAGCCCUCCACCCACCCGCAAACCCUCCCAGCAGAACGGCAGCCCCUUCCCCUGGGAAUCCAGCAAGAAGAAAGAGAGCUUUUUCUCAUCUAAUGGCAGUAAGGCCACCAGCUCUGACAAGAGUCCUCUGCAGGUGGCUGAAAACAGGCCCACAGUUAGGGCCAUUAGUUCCUUUGACGAAGACAUUGAGGAGGUCACCCUUUAAAUAGCAUUCUGCUUUUAAGUAUAUUCUGUCAUAAUGUAUCUUAUCUCUGAACAAUCACUAAGUAUAUACAUGUCAAUAGGAAUUAAAUAAUUUCACCAUCCUUGCAUGCAGAAAAAGUGAUGAAUGAGGUUCUAUUUAUGUGCUCCUAAUAGCACUUAGCCUGAAUAAAAUUUAAAUUAGGCAGCCAUCGUAAAAGUUGAUCUCACAAUUUGCAAUUUCUGCGCAACCUUCCUUCCUUCAC
Messenger RNA from Megalops cyprinoides (Indo-Pacific tarpon), 2963 nucleotides. It is a transcript of the gene lca5, whose product is annotated as lebercilin LCA5. Gene Ontology annotation, cellular component: axoneme. The transcript is spliced from 9 exons. Gene Ontology annotation, biological process: intraciliary transport. Lineage: Eukaryota; Metazoa; Chordata; Actinopteri; Elopiformes; Megalopidae. The coding region runs from base 386 to 2722 and encodes 778 amino acids. The record is from RefSeq and is a predicted model, not a curated record.